Pieris macdunnoughi is the source of this 2493-nucleotide messenger RNA. Lineage: Eukaryota; Metazoa; Arthropoda; Insecta; Lepidoptera; Pieridae. The record is from the annotation of a GenBank genome assembly.
AUGAGGAUUCACAAUGACGUCGAUAAUGGCAACAUACCGAUUGUAGAUAGAAAAAAAAUAUCACUUCGAGAUCCGGAAGGAAGAGUAAAAAAAGAUAGUUUAAUUCAAAGCAGUAACAUAGAUAACUUUCAUCUUUGGCAUAAUGCCAACGAGCAUAUAGACAAUAGAACGAAUUUUAAUUCUAUUAAUUCAAGAACAAAUGAGUCCUCAGUUUGUAACCACCUCUAUAAAUUGAGCAGGUUACGAGAACCAGAAAACACAAUUGAUGAAAAUAUUACUAACACUUCGAAAGAUAUUAUUACAACAGUAAAUACCAAUGAUUCAAAAAGUAUUACUUCCGUUAACGACGGACAACCCUUUUAUGAUAUAUCAGAUACAGAAGAAAUGUCGGAGGAUAGUAUUCACCGAGUACCAAGAGGAAUUGUAAAUCCAAAUUAUCCUGGCUUUCAACAUUUAGCUCAUACGCUUCAGGAGUAUAAUUCAAAUAUAGAAAACUUUUAUCACUCUGAAAAUGAAAUGACUGAUGACGAUAUUGAUACGGACAUAACUGAUUUUGAAAUUAAGGAUGCCAAUGAAAAUUACAAAGAGCUUAACAAUAAUAAAUCAGAGUUCACUAACGGUCAGUUAAUAAAACUAGCCAAUAGCACUUUCGAAUCGACCAAGCAAAGUGACAUCCCUGAUCUUCUUAAAACGAUCUCAUCCAAUAACAAUAAUGAUGACGCCAUAAAUUGCGAUAUUACUUUAAUAGGAAAUGAUAUAGAGAAUAAUUUUAAUACAAAAGAUAUAAUCGGCGAUUUCAACAAAGAAAUCGAAGAUGAAAUUAAACAAUUAUUAAACUACAAUAUUAACAUUCAAGAUGACUUGGAAGAUCUUCGAAAAGAUAUAAAAGACAAUUUCGAAAAACCAAUAGAAACUACAAUCAAUAAUAUAAGCGAGGUGGUAAAUCAUGUUAUAAAAAAACUAGUGAAAAGCGAUGUUGAUACUGAAACAAAAGGUGAAGUAAAUACUGUCAACAUGAAUCAAACAAAUGAGGUUAAUGUGAGAAUGGAAAUUAACUUGAGCAGGCCUACAUUCUUAUUACUGGAUAACUGUCACGAACAAAUACAAGAUGCGGCUUUGUCUGAUGGAAAAGAAGAAAUAAAUUUAAAUGAAGAUGAGUACGAUACGGAAAAAUUAAGCAAUAAUGUAGAGACUACAAUCAAGCAACUAAGCACAGAGUUGAGAAAAAUAAUUCCAAAAUUAAAUGAAAUGCGAGAACGUGAUAAGUUAUGGGCAGAUAGGCCUAUAAUAACUGAUGGUAACUCCAAUAGGAUUGUAAUGAAGUCGAGCAAUACGUCAAAUUUAAAAAAAGAUACACGUAAUCAAACCCAUUAUGAAAGCAACAGACAAUUAAAUAAACACAACUACUAUCGUGUUCUGAAUAAAAACCCUGAAAAGGCUCAAAGUGGACCUAAAGAUCCUUCCAAAUAUGCUCAACAUAAUUCGUCCGUCCCUCGAGAUAAUAUUAAUGUAGCAGACAGUGAGUUGGAUACCUUCGAUGUUUAUAAUAUAGAAACAGCGCUGCCGAAGUUAGAUAUAGACACUAUAGAGAGUUACAUAAAGGCCGCGAAAGAGGCAGAAAGACAUAAACGAAAUGAUAGAGAGGAAAUCAGGAAAAGGUUAGCUAUGGGUAUAGAUUCAGAAGAAUACUAUAGUCUGGGUCACACAGACCGGCCAGGGAAAAAACCCAGCUUACAUUCACGAUUACAAAAUGGAAAAAAUUUACAAAUAUGUUUUAUGAAUGAGACAGCUUCUGAUAAUGAAUCUCAAUGUUCAGACUUGGACAGAAGUUUUAGUAGUAAUAGUAAAAGUUUAUCACGUUCAAGUAUAUUCAGCAAGAGUAGUUAUAACCAUCCCUAUCAGACGAGACCACUUUCUGUCAACAUAACAAAACAAGAUAAAAUAAACACCGUUCAGAGUGGUUUCAAGUUGCACCCUGCAUCUUUAAUAUCUAAAUCAUCCAAAACCCGUUCAACCCAAUCUUUGAAUCACAUUGAAUUAAAGGAAUCUGAUUUCUAUGCACUACAAGCAACACUGCAGACUGAAGCUAGAAUUGCCUUGGCACAAGCAAAGGAAUUGGCUCGCAUACAAAUGGAGCAUGAGCGAAGAAGUCGACCAGUUUCACCUGUCACUGAAAUGUUACGUCGUAGUAUGGAGAAGGCCAACGUGCCACUUGCACCUGAUCGUCGUCGCGUUUCAAGGCAGAUACUUACUGAUAUGAACAUAGCUCAAUUACAGGUGAUUGUAAAUGAGCUGCACUCUCAAAUUGAGUGUCUUAACGACUCACUUGUCAAACUUUUGAUGGCCAGAGACGAACUACACAUGGGGCAAGACUCUAUGCUUGUUGAUAUUGAGGAUCUUACCCGAUACUUAGGUGUUAAAGAACAAAGCAAGAAGUCCAAAGGCCCUACCAAGUCUGGAGUGAGGCGACUAACAGCAAUGGUGCACAAAUAA